This is a messenger RNA of Baudoinia panamericana UAMH 10762, 753 nucleotides long. RefSeq lists its product as uncharacterized. The transcript has 2 exons. Lineage: Eukaryota; Fungi; Ascomycota; Dothideomycetes; Mycosphaerellales; Teratosphaeriaceae. Bases 1 to 753 code for a protein of 250 amino acids. The record is from RefSeq and is a predicted model, not a curated record. Gene Ontology annotation, molecular function: hydrolase activity.
AUGACUUCCACGCAGUCGAAGGCAUGCUGCACGGUACCGCCCGUUGUGUCCGAUGGCUACAAGGCCAAGGGCGAGUAUACGCAGAUCGCAAACAUGCGCACCUAUACAACUGGGCCCAAAGAUGCGAAGCAAGCCUUGCUCGUGAUCUAUGACAUUUUCGGGUUCUUUCCGCAAACGGAGCAAGGGUGUGAUAUCUUGGCCCAUGGUGACAGCGAGAAGCAGUACCAGGUUUUCAUGCCUGACUUCUUUGAUGGUCAGCCGGCGGACAUUAGCUGGUACCCGCCGGACAGCGAGGAGAAAGGUCAGAAGUUGGGGCAGUUCUUCAAGAGUAAGGCCGCUCCACCGCAAACCCUAGAGCGCAUACCUCAGGUUAUUGGCGAAAUCCAGAAGAAGCACUCCGAAAUCAAGGAAUGGGGAAUUGUCGGCUUCUGCUGGGGCGGCAAGAUUGUGAACCUCGCAUCGCAGCAGGGCACACAGUUUAAGGCCGCCGCAGCCUGCCACCCAGCUAUGGUAGACGCCAACGACGCCUCGGGUAUCACCAUUCCAAUCGCAAUGCUGCCCAGUAAGGACGAGCCAAAGGACGAUGUGGAGAAGUGGGAGAAGAACCUCAAGGUGCCGCACAUCGUUGAGUGGUUUGACCAGCAGGUGCAUGGUUUCAUGGCAGCGCGUGGCGACCUCAAGAAUGAGUCCGUCAAGAAGGACUAUGAGAAGGCGUACGGGCUGUUGCUUAACUUCUUCCACGAGCACAUGUAA